AUGGUAGAAGCCUCUGCCCCUUGGCACCACCUCUCCAGUCUCCUUCCUGCAAAAGGCCCGAGUCACCCCGGGGGCACCGAGAACCCCGAUCCUCAGCGCCCCCACGUUGGGCAGUACACACCCAAAACUCGAGCCAUAACGUCAAGCCUCGUUAACUUUGUGUGCCACACCUGCUUCAAGAGGCAGGAGAAACUCCACCGCUGCGGGCAGUGCAAGUUCGCCCAUUACUGCGACCGCACGUGUCAGAAGGAUGCUUGGCUGAACCACAAGAACGAGUGUUCCGCCAUCAAGAGAUACGGGAAAGUGCCCAAUGAGAACAUCAGGCUGGCAGCCCGUAUCAUGUGGCGGGUGGAGAGAGAGGGCACUGGGCUCACAGAGGGCUGCCUGGUGUCCGUGGAUGACUUGCAGAACCACGUGGAGCACUUUGGGGAAGAGGAGCAGAAGGAACUUCGGGUGGACGUGGACACAUUCUUGCAGUACUGGCCGCCACAGAGCCAGCAGUUCAGCAUGCAGUACAUCUCACACAUCUUUGGCGUGAUCAACUGCAACGGUUUCACUCUCAGUGACCAGCGAGGCCUGCAGGCAGUGGGCGUGGGCAUCUUCCCCAACCUGGGCCUGGUGAACCACGACUGCUGGCCCAACUGCACGGUCAUAUUCAACAACGGCAAUCAUGAGGCAGUGAAAUCCAUGUUUCACACGCAGAUGAGAAUUGAACUCCGGGCCCUGGGCAAGAUCUCAGAAGGUGAGGAGCUGACAGUGUCGUACAUCGACUUCCUCCACCUCAGCGAGGAGCGCCGGCAGCAGCUGAGGAAACAGUACUUCUUUGACUGCUCCUGUGAACACUGCCAGAAGGGACUGAAGGACGACCUCUUCCAGGCAGUGAAGGAAGACCCCAAGCCCUCCCCGGAAGUGGUGAAGGAGACGGUACAACUCUCAAAGGAUACACUGGAAAAAAUAGACAAGGCUCGCUCUGAGGGUUUGUAUCAUGAGGUGGUGAAGCUGUGCCGGGAGUGCCUGGAGAAGCAGGAACCAGUGUUUGCCGACACCAACCUCUAUGUGCUUCGGCUGCUAAGCAUUGUGUCAGAGGUCCUCUCCUAUCUCCAGGCCUUUGAGGAGGCCUCGCACUACGCCAGAAGGAUGGUGGACGGCUACAUGAAGCUCUACCACCAUAACAAUGCCCAACUGGGCAUGGCUGUGAUGCGGGCAGGGCUGACCAACUGGCAUGCCGGUCACAUUGAAGUGGGGCACGGGAUGAUCUGCAAAGCCUAUGCAAUCCUCCUGGUGACACACGGACCCUCCCACCCUAUCACCAAGGACUUAGAGGCCAUGAGGGUGCAGACAGAGAUGGAGCUGCGUAUGUUCCGCCAGAAUGAGUUCAUGUAUCACAAGAUGCGGGAGGCUGCCCUGAACAACCAGCCCAUGCAGGUCAUGGCCGAGCCCAGCAAUGAACCAGCCCCGGCUCUCUUCCAUAAGAAGCAAUGAGGACCUUGUUGGAGAGUGGGGGGCAGUGUGGUUGGGGAGCUGGGGAAAUCACUACCCUGGGACCCCACUGUCAUUUUGGUUCAGUUCAACUUGGUUUAGCUCUAUCUCACCCCAGACCAACUCUUUCUGUAUGUGUCAGGUGCUAGGUUCCACCAUCUAAUUAAUAAAAAAAAGCCCCAAAUAUAAGUGGGCUAGAAGGACAAAUGUAAACAAAAAAGGCACAGUGUAAUAGUAAAUGUAAUGGUGAACUCUAUGGAGAGGGGUCCAGAGGAGGUGAGU
Onychomys torridus (southern grasshopper mouse) is the source of this 1761-nucleotide messenger RNA. It is a transcript of the gene Smyd1, whose product is annotated as SET and MYND domain containing 1. The transcript is spliced from 11 exons. Gene Ontology annotation, cellular component: nucleus. Lineage: Eukaryota; Metazoa; Chordata; Mammalia; Rodentia; Cricetidae. The record is from RefSeq and is a predicted model, not a curated record. Gene Ontology annotation, molecular function: histone H3K4 methyltransferase activity; protein binding. Bases 1 to 1482 code for a protein of 493 amino acids.